Messenger RNA from Rubroshorea leprosula, 532 nucleotides. The record is from the annotation of a GenBank genome assembly. Lineage: Eukaryota; Viridiplantae; Streptophyta; Magnoliopsida; Malvales; Dipterocarpaceae.
GAAAUCCAAAAUUUCAAAAGAGCCACAGGAGAAGGAGCAGGAACAGUCUCAGAUAUCAUUGAAAGAAAUCAACAGGCAAAGUACUUGUAAUUCUGCACGAAGCCGCACAAAGGUUCAGAUGCAAGGAGUAGCAGUUGGUCGGGCUGUGGAUUUAACCAUGAUCAAUGGGUACACUAAGCUUAUAGAUGAACUGGAGAAGAUGUUUGAUAUCAAAGGCCAGCUUCACCCACGGGAUAAGUGGGAGAUAGUCUACACUGAUGAUGAAGGAGAUAUGAUGCUUGUAGGCGAUGAUCCAUGGCCGGAAUUCUGCAACAUUGUAAGAAGAAUAUUUAUCUGUUCAAGUCAGGACGUGAAAAAGAUGAGGCCAGGAACCAGACGUCCCAUGUCAUCCAUGGAAGACGAAGUGACUGUAUUAAGCUUCGAUUCAGCUGAAAACUGAAAUAGGAAUUUUCCUUUUGGUUCUUGUUCUCCAUUUUAGGUUUUAUAUUCCUUUUUUGAGGUUGUUUCAUCAUGUUUGAUUUUUUUUUUUUUU